AUGUCAAUACAAGAUGAUAUCAUAUAUAAUAUACCAAAUCGAUCUCAAACUAAUGUAACAAAAAUUAAAGAUCUAAUAUCCGGAAAAUAUAAAGACUUAGUAACUUUUUCAAUUAAUAAUCAAAAUUUGAUAAUAAAUUCAAAUCAACACAACAAUCUUAAUGAAUUACAACUACUAGAUGAUCUUAAACAAAUUGGGAUUUCAAAUGUUAAAAUGAUAUCUUCCUCAAUACCAACAAUCCAAACAUCUGUAUCUAUUCAAGGAAUGACUUGUGGAGCAUGUUCUGCAAGUAUUACUGAAUCUUUAGAAUCACAACCGGGUAUUGAAAACGCAUCUAUUUCCUUAGUAACUGAAAACGGAUUAAUAACACAUUCAAUAAAUUAUCCAACUAAUCAAAUCAUUUCAAGUAUUGAAGAUUGUGGUUUUGAUGCACAAAUUAAUAAAUUACCUCAUUCUAUUUUAAAAUCUACUACAAAUAAAUUACUACAGACAAGUAUCGGAAUAUCAGGGAUGACUUGCGGAGCUUGUUCUAGUUCAAUAACGGAUUCUAUACAACAAUUAGAAGGAGUAGAUUAUGUUUCCGUAUCACUAAUUACAGAGGAAGCACUUAUUAAACAUAACCCAUCAAUAACUUCGGAAAAAUUAAAAGAAGUAAUAGAAGAUUGUGGAUUUGAUGUAACAAGAGUAAAUAGUAUAAAUCUGGAUGAAAGCAUUAAUAAGAAUGAGCAAACAGUUGACUACGAAGAAGUUAAUUUAAAAAUAAUUGGAAUUGAUUCAGAUCUAGAUCUACAAGAUUUGAGAUACAACAUAGAAGCUUUUAUAAAAAGUUUUCCAGGAAUUAAAGAUUAUGAUAUAAAACUUUUGAAUACUUUUGCGACAGAUCCCUCACAAGAUUCAAUAGUAGAAGAUGAAAAUGACAUAAAGGAUUUACAAAGCGAAAUGAGGUUCACAUAUGAUGUCAAUCAAGUAGGAAUACGGGAUGUUGUUGAUGGUCUUAAUAAUAUAAAUGAAAAUAUUGAAUUUUUAGUAUUUAAUUCAUUAGAUCAAUCUUCAGCAUCUCAAUUAAAAUUACUUUCAAAAAUCAAGGAUAUACAGUAUUGGAAGAAUAUUUUCUUACAAAGUUUGUUACUUGGUAUACCUGUUAUAAUUUUAGUUCAUUCAGAAAAAACAGAAUUUUUUAAGAAAUUAAUGAUUUUUAAAGGAUUAUAUUUAGUUACAGUGAUUGAAUUAACUAUUUCAACUUAUAUCCAAUUCCAUUUAGGUCAUAAUUUUAUUAAAAAAUUUGCAUCAUUUAUAAGAACAAAUUUUAAAGGUGCAUCAAUGGAUGUUUUAGUUUGUAUUUCAACAAUGGUAACUUAUAUUUUUUCUUUAACUUCAAUUAUUAUAAGUGUUUGGAAUGGAAGAACUGAAAAUCCACCAAAAGUAUUAUUUGAUACUUUGGUUAUGUUGAUUACUUUUGUAUCAUUUGGAAAAUUAUUAGAAAAUAAAGCAAAAGGUGCUACAUCCACUGCAUUAUCCAGUUUGUUAUCAUUAACUCCUUCAAUAUGUACAAUCAUUGAUGAAUCAAAUAUUUAUGGUUCUGACAAACAUGUUGAAACUUCUGAUAAGAUCACUCAAGAUUUCAAAACAAGAAAUAUCUCAAUUGAUUUGGUUCAACCAAAUGAUAUUGCUAUUGUAUUACCAGGUGGUAAAGUACCAGCUGAUGGAGUAAUAGUAUUUGGAGAAUCCGAAAUUGAUGAAAGUUUAAUCACAGGUGAACCAUUACCGGUAUAUAAAACAAAGGGAGAUUCAGUUAUUGGAGGAUCUAUAAACGGACCUCAUUUAAUACAUAUGAAAGUUACAACAACAGGUAAAAAAUCUCAAUUACAUCAAAUUAUAAAUUUAGUUAAAGAUUCACAAGUUAAUAAAGCUCCUGUUCAAAGAUUUUCAGAUUAUAUUGCUGCUAGAUUUGUACCAGCUGUAAUGUUAUUAUCAAUUAUAACAUUCAUUAUUUGGUCACUUAUUUGUUAUAAUAUACAUCCUGAUGGAUUACCAAUGAUAUUUAGAAAAAGUGAAAAUGGAAAAUUAUUUGUUUGUUUACAAAUUGCAAUAUCAGUUAUAGUUGUUGCAUGUCCUUGUGCAUUAGGUUUAGCUGCUCCAACUGCUGUAAUGGUUGGAACAGGUGUUGGUGCAUUAAAUGGAGUUUUAAUUAAGGGUGCUGAUAUUUUGGAAAAAACCACCUCAAUUAAUAUUUUGUUAUUUGAUAAAACUGGUACAUUAACUACGGGUGAAAUGUCAUUAGUCAAAUAUGUUCCAAUAUUGAAUGAAGAACAAAAAUUGAAUGAAUUAAUUUGGUGGAAAUUGAUUGGAUCUGUGGAAUGUAAUUCAGAACAUCCUAUUGGAAAAGCUUUAACAAAAGUUGCAAAAAAUAAAUUAGGUUUAACUUUUGAAGAAGAUACUUUUGAUACAAUAAUAGAAUCAUUGAAUGUUUUUAUUGGAUGUGGUAUUGAUGCUACAGUUACUAUUGAUUCAAGUCGUUAUAACAUCAGUAUUGGAAAUAUAAAAAUGAUUAAUGAAAAAUUUGAAAAUAUUUUACCAGAAAUUAAUUCAAACAAUUCAAACAAUACUGUUGUUUAUGUUAUUAUCGACGAAAAGUAUUCAGGUUAUAUUGAAUUGUCUGACUCUUUAAAAGAAGGUUCAUAUGAAGUUAUUGAUUACUUAAAAAAUGUUGAAGGUUAUAUUGUUGGAAUGGUUACUGGUGAUAACAAAAAUUCUGCUUUAAAAAUUGGUAAAGAAGUAGGAAUAAGUGAAAAUAAUAUAUUUUAUGAAGUAUCACCAAUACAUAAAGAUGAAGUAAUUAAUCAAUUAAAAGAAAAAUAUGGUUCAAAUGCAGAUGUUGCGUUUAUUGGAGAUGGUAUAAAUGAUGCACCAGCAUUAGCUAAAGCAGAUAUUGGAAUGGCUAUAAGUUCAGGUACAGAUAUUGCAAUUGAAAGUGCAGAUAUUGUAUUAAUUGGUAAUAAAAAACAUAAUCAAACAGAUUUACAUGGAGUUAUAAAUGCUUUAAAAAUUUCAAAUAAAACAUUUGCUAGAAUUAAAUUAAAUUUCAUAUGGGCUGUUAUUUAUAAUUUAUUUAUGUUACCUUUUGCAAUGGGUUGUUUUUUACCUUUUAAUUUAAUGUUACCACCUGUUGCUGCUAGUAUAGCAAUGAUGAUAAGUUCAAUAAGUGUUGUUUUAAGUUCAUUACAAUUAAAAUGGUGGAAACCACCAAAAAUGGAGAAAUUAAGUACUUUUGAUGAUUUGGAAAUUGGUAAUACUACUAAUAAAAUUGAAUUUGAUUUAAAAAAUGGAAAUUUGAAAGAAUUUAAUGCAUUAAGAAGAAAAACCAAGAAUUGGAAUUUCAGCUCAGUAUUUAAAAAUAGAGGAAGAACAAGACUUAGAAAUAUUAAUCAAGACUAUGAAUUGAUUUCUGGAAGUUAG
Lodderomyces pseudojiufengensis is the source of this 3456-nucleotide messenger RNA. RefSeq names its product Cu(2+)-transporting P-type ATPase (gene CCC2). The record is from RefSeq and is a predicted model, not a curated record. Bases 1 to 3456 code for a protein of 1151 amino acids. NCBI's taxonomy places the organism in Eukaryota, Fungi, Ascomycota, Pichiomycetes, Serinales, Debaryomycetaceae. Gene Ontology annotation, cellular component: membrane. Gene Ontology annotation, biological process: monoatomic cation transport; copper ion homeostasis. Gene Ontology annotation, molecular function: ATP binding; ATP hydrolysis activity; copper ion binding. The transcript has a single exon.